AGCGCCGCUGCCGCCAGGAUCCCUUUCCCCGGCUGCCUGAGCCACCUUCCCCCGCCUCUCCGCGCUAUAAACGGGGCGGGACGGGCCCGCCAGCCCGGCUGCGGCCGCGGCCGGCCCGCUCUCCCCGCCUCCCUGAGGCGCGGCCUGGCCUGGCCCGGCCCGGCCUGCUGUGGCGGCGGCACCGGCACCUCGCCCGGGCGGCUUUCAUGGCUUUCAUCCGCAGGCGGCGGCUGGAGCGGGAGCUGUACUCCAAGGAGAGGUUUUCACUACUUCUUCUUAACCUGGAAGAAUAUUAUUUUGAACAGCACACAGCUAAUCAUAUUAUAAAUAAAGGUCACAAAGAUGAAAGAAAAUUCAGAGGCUCUCUAAAAAUCUGUUCAAAGUCAAUUAUCUUUGAACCAGAUGACAACAUCCAACCCAUUAUCAAGAUACCACUGAGAGACUGCAUUAGUAUAAAGGCCCCAGAAGAUAAUGAAGCAAAUAAUCCUUUCACACGGGAUACAUCUGGAGGGAUUUCAGUUCUAUGUAGCCAGGUUUUUCUCAUUAAAGAAAGGAAUGUUAUUGCACCCUAUAAAACAAUAAGAGGCAAAACAGAACACUUAUUCCAACUGGAUGUUGCUGGGAAAGUAGGAGAUGUUGUGCAAACUCUACAUCAGCUUUACAGGGCUUCUUGUCUAGAUAAGAUGGGAGAUCAAGCUGCCAUGAUAACUGCUAUAUUGCAAUCACGCUUGGCUAGAACUUCAUUUGAUAAAAACAGAUUUCAAAGCAUUUCUGAAACGCUGCAUAUGGAAUGUAAAGCAGAAAUGGUGACGCCACUGGUGACUAAUCCAGGGCAUGUGUGCGUUACUGAUGCUAACUUGUACUUCCAGCCUCUUAAUGGAUAUCCUAAACCGGUAGUACAAAUAACACUGCAAAAUGUGCGCCGCAUCUAUAAAAGAAGGCAUGGGCUAAUGCCACUGGGCCUCGAAGUAUUUUGCACAGAAAACGAUCUCUGUUCUGACAUCUACUUGAAAUUCUACAACUAUCAAGAUCGAGAUGAGGUCUAUUUCCUUAUUGCAACAUAUAUAGAGAAUCAUAUUGCAGAGCAUACAGCUGAAAGUUAUAUGUUGCAAUGGCAGCGAGGACAUAUAUCAAAUUACCAGUACCUUCUUCAUCUCAACAAUCUGGCUGAUAGAAGCUGCAACGAUCUCUCCCAGUAUCCUGUAUUUCCUUGGAUCAUAGCAGACUACUCUAGUGCAGUACUAGAUCUGACAAAGCCCGAAACAUUUCGCGACCUUAGUAAACCGGUUGGUGCCCUGAAUAAGGAAAGGCUGGAUAGGCUCCUGACACGUUAUCAGGAAAUGCCAGAGCCUAAGUUCAUGUAUGGAAGCCAUUAUUCAUCUCCGGGUUAUGUUUUAUUUUAUCUUGUUAGAGUUGCUCCAGAAUACAUGCUCUGCCUGCAGAAUGGAAAGUUUGAUCACGCUGACAGAAUGUUCAAUAGUAUUGCAGAAACCUGGAAAAACUGUUUGGAUGGUGCAACAGAUUUCAAAGAGUUGAUUCCAGAAUUUUAUGAAAAUGAUCCUAGUUUUCUAGUAAACAGUUUGAAGUUGGACUUAGGAAAAAGGCAGGGUGGAAAGAUAGUUGAAGAUGUAGAGCUUCCACCUUGGGCAUCAGGUCCUGAUGACUUUCUUCAGAAGAGCCAAGAGGCUUUAGAAAGUCAGUAUGUAUCAGAACAUCUUCAUGAAUGGAUUGACAUAAUAUUUGGCUACAAGCAGAAAGGAAGUGAAGCAGUUGCAGCUCACAAUGUGUUUCACCCAUUAACUUAUGAAGGAGGAGUGGAUUUAAACAGUAUUAUGGACCCCAAUGAAAAAGUAGCUCUCCUGACACAAAUCUUGGAGUUUGGACAGACGCCAAAGCAGUUGUUUACAACCCCUCAUCCUCAAAGGAUAAUACCGAGGUUGAAAAGCUUGUCUCGAACAUCGAGUCACAGUGUUUCCUUAGCUGAGUCUCCAGUUUCUCCAAAUGAAGAAUCAUUUGAAGAUUUGACAGAAGAAAGUAUAACACUUGCCUGGAACAAUAUUGCCAAAUUAAAAUUAGAUAAGCAAUAUAAAAUUCACAAAGAGGCAAUUACUGGAAUAGCAGUCCCUUGCAAUGGGUCUUCUGUUUUCACUACAUCCCAAGAUUCAACUUUGAAGAUGUUUUCCAAAGAAUCAAAAACUAUCCAGAGAAGUGUGUCCUUUUCAAACAUGGCAUUGUCAUCUUGUCUAAUCUUACCAGGAGAUACCACUGUCAUAAGUUCUUCAUGGGACAAUCAUAUAUAUUUUUAUUCAGUUGCAUUUGGAAGACAGCAAGACAUCCUAAUGGGACAUGAUGAUGCAGUCAGUAAGAUCUGUUGGCGUGAUGGGCGUCUAUAUUCUGCAUCCUGGGAUUCCACUGUGAAGGUGUGGCACUGUGUUCCUGGAGAGACCUUGAGCAAUAAAAAGCACCACUUUGAACUGCUUGCGGAGUUAGAGCAUGAUGUUAGUGUAAAUACAAUCGACCUUAAUGCUGCAAAUACCAUGCUGGCAUCUGGAACCAAAGACGGUACCAUUAGUGUUUGGGAUGUUACUACAGCAACAGUGUUACACCAGUUGCCAUGUCAUUCUGGGACGGUAUUUGAUGCUGCUUUUAGUCCUGACAGCAGACAUCUACUCAGCACAGGAGAGGACUGUUGUUUUAAAGUAAUAGAUGUACAAACUGGAAUGCUUAUAUCUUCUGUAACCACUGAUGAGCCACAGAGGUGCUUCAAAUGGGAUGGAAACACCAUCUUAUCGGGAGCUCAGUCUGGUGAAUUACUGAUUUGGGACCUUCUUGGAGGAAAAGUUACUGAAAGAAUCAAAGGACAUGCAGGUGCUGUAACAGCCAUGUGGAUGAAUGAACAGUGCAACAGUGUUAUUACAGGAGGGGAAGACAAACAAAUCAUGUUCUGGAAACUGCAAUACUAAGUGCCUUUCCCUCCAGCCAUUUAAAGGAACUCUAAUUUUAAACCAAACCUUUUAAAGGAACUUAACUGCGUGCAAUGAUGGUUACUGAAGUUCAACCCGAUAGGAAGCUUUGUUCAACUUUCUAUUUUAUGGUGACUUCACUGAGAGCUCUUAACUUCCAUAGCAUAUGCAUUUGUUUUUCACGGACUGAAAUACUGAAAUUGCUUGUCUAAAAUGAUAUCUGAAAUUAAAUUAAAGACCUAUUUUUCUGUAAUUAAAGAGCUCUUAACUUGCAGUCAUUGUUUGCUUUACAUGGAAUGCAUCAUGGCUUGCUGUUUGAACUGGUUUGAGAGAAGAAGCGUUUGAUUCUUAAUUUAAGCCUUUUUGGACGUGUGCAGCUUUGUAUUGUGUCUCAUGACAUAAUGCAUGUACCUCCUGUGUUAUAGUCAACUUUCCUUCCUGGCGAAGAUGCAUGUGAUUGUAAAUACUGCUUAGAACACCCAGGCAGCUGCUGUUCUGAGCAGUGGUCAGUCUGGUCUGCUAGAUAGCCUUCAGCUGUGGCUAUUUGCAAAGGCAUAGAGCAGAGUAAGAACUUAUUCUAUAUUGCAUUUUCCUACUGAAAAAUAGCACUAAUGUACUGGCCUGAAAGAUAGACAAACGUAAAACUGAUUGCCUAACAGAGAACAGUUACAGAUGCAUGUGUUGAUAGAAGUAUUCCCCUAAUCCUGUGCCUUAAGUUAUUUUAUGCUCUGUCACUACUGCCUUUCAUCACUUGUGUUACUAUCCUUCUCUUAGCAAUCCAGCAUUUUCAUGUUUUGUUUAGUGUUCUCAGCCACUUUCAACUCAAAUCCCCUUUGAGACAGAAUUUAAAUACAGCAUUUAAAAGAGCUACAGCUCCUGGGUUAUCAUGAUUUAUUCUGUGUUACUCUCUUAACCCAGGGACAAAGCAGCGUUGCACAAGGAUUACUUUCUCUGGAGAACUUCAGUGUAUCAUUUUCUGGGAGGAGCUCUUCUGAAGUGAGAGACUUGAAAUAGUAUUUAAAUGAUUUAUUACAGCAAUAAGCAUUCACAGUGGUGAUGUUGCCUGAGCAUGACCCAAGAUCAGCUGGUUUUCUCCACUGCUGGUGUUGAGGUGCCCUGUCAGUGUGUCCAGGACAAGCAUUCUUCUGAAUUAUGUUCUCUCAGUCCUCUGUCUGUAGAUAUCCUGCCUUGGGUUUGACACCCAGUGCCUAUUCCAGAGCACAGCUCUGUCUUUGGCAUGGCAAAACAAACGGCCUAUGGUUAGGGGCUGUUCUCUCACUCCCCUGAUCUUUUAUUAUGCUGGAGUGUGAACUCACUUUUUAGUAAGGCAGUGGUAUUAAACCAAACUGAUAUUUAUUUCAGCUGCACCACUCACUCACUUGGUUUAGCAAAUAACUGAAUGUUUAUGUAAUCAAGGAGAGUGUGUGGGGAAGGCACAUGGGGCAAAAGAAUAAGCCGUGUCACGCAUUCCUGCUGGUACCAGUCUUAAUCUUGCAGGAGAAUGUUUGGUGUCUGCACAGUUUCUUCACCUCUGUUUAUUUAUUUCCCAAAAAUAUCUGUGUCUAGGCAAAGAAGAUAGAAUGUGAUUUUUCUACACUUGCCUGAAAAUGUGUUGGGGGAUUGUCCUUUGUCACUAGGGGUCCUCCUGCUGAGCUAAACCAGAGGAAAAUGACCCUGAAGAUGUGAUCCCUCAGUUUCAACUUAAAACUACCUCAGAGAGGACAUACACUUAACCUUCUGUUGGUUAAAUAUGGAUGCCUGCCGUGCAUAGCUCUUGAGUGCAUCUGAGGUUUACUUUCUGCUGUAAAGCAUGCUCACAAAACAGCUAUCAGCCAGCUUCUCCAUUGCCUAAAGCAGCCAUAGCUUUUAAAGAGGGGGGGGAAAUCAAGUUAAACUCAUUAUUGUGUUAGUAUGUUGUGUUUGGGGUUUUUUUAAAAAAACAUAUGUGUGCAAGAACUACAUAUAGACCACUAUUUCUUUGCAGCUUAGCUCGAAUUUAUCUAUGUAUAUACAUUUAACCAUAAGUUACUCUCCAAUGCUAGGUAAUUUUUGCCUUAAAAAAGAGCUUUUUGAUUAUUCUUUCCCUUCUGGUUGCUACAUGCUAUAGGUGGAAGGAAAACACUAAAUGUACGUGUUUGUUUUUUCCAGUAGAUCUCCCCCUUAGUUACAGCUAUCUGUUCAAUAACAAAAAGAUAAGUAUUGUUUUCUCAUGUUCCCCCAACAUGGUUUUGUCUCUGGUUUUUUACUUUUAGUUUUAGACAGAUUUUAGUAAGGAUUUUAGGUGGCCAAACCCCACUGAUCAACCUGUAAAUAAGGAGUUUUAAAGCCAGAUUAGGUAUAGAACUGGCCUCUGCUGACUCAUCUGAUCCUAAGUAAAAACUGAUUAGGGUUCAGAGAUCAGCAUUUCCGUAUGUUUGUUUGGGAUUUUUCCAAGGAUUUCACAGCUAAGGCAAGGCCCUCAGAGCUGACUGCUGCAGGCCACAAGCCCUGUGCCCAUGAGCCUGAAUUAUACCAAUGUUAGAUGAAGUCAGCAAUUACUGCCAGUGCAUACUUGCCAAAGUGGUUCCAGAGACAUAUAAUUUAGUAGCCAAACAGUCCAAUUAAAAUUACUCCCAGGAUGAAUUUGAUCACCACUAGAGCCUGAAGUGGUGUGAUGGUUUUUCUCGAUUACCAUAACUGAGAAAUUAAUUUGAGAAACAGGAAUCUACACAAGGCUUUUCGUGAGAGGCAGAGCUGAGCUUCCACUGCUAAACUUCAGUCAUCCCAGGAAGAGCAGGUCUGUGGCUCAGAUCCACAACUGAAGUUUCCAACCCUUCCCCCAUUACUGCUUCUCCUGCAAACUGGAAAACUUCCAAUUAGCUACACAUGCUAAGAAGGGACUGGCAGAUGAGACUGUUUAUUGCAGACUGCCAACCUCUGAAGUGUUUCCUUUCUUCUUAGUGUGAUCUCUUAUAAACAUCUUUUGAAGUAUUAUCUCCCUUAAAUGGACAAGCAAGUAAAUAAUUAAGAUACCACUCUUCCCAGACCAAAUCUGGAUCCAGGUCAGUUCUGAAGGAAUAGAUUCCCCAAAUCCACCUUAGAACAAGUAAUAUCUAUACUAAGGUGAAGUUCUAUGAUUUGGGCUACUGCCCACUAUGGGGAGUUCAGUAAUCCUAAAUCAUAAAUUUCAUAGCUGAAGCCUGGAACAUAACAGAAGAAGAAAGAAAAUUACAACUGGUAUUUAACUUGAGAUCACUGAGCUUUAAAGUCUCAGCUGAACAUGCCUAUGAGCUGUUGUGGUGGCUUGACCCCAACCAGCAGCUGAGCCAUUAGUUUCCCCCCUCACCCACAGCAGGAUGGGCAAGAGAAUGAGACGGGCAAAAGCCAGGAAAACUUGUGGAUUGCAAAAGAUGGUUUACUAAGUGAAGGAGAAAAAAAGAUUAAAAAAUUGAUACAAAGGUAAUCCCUCCCCAGAUCCCACCAGCAGACUCAUGUCCAGUCUCCAAGCAUCAACUGCUUGGGAAAAUUUCCCCCCGAAUUAUUGCUGAGCAUAAUGUCAAAGGGGGUGGGAUUUUCCCUUGGUCAGUUUGGGUCAGCAGUCCCAGCUGUGCUCCUUCUCAGCCUCCUGACUCCCCGAGCCUGCUCACUGGGGGCAGGGGACAGAGUGAGAACCAGGAAAGGCCUUGACAUGUUCAGCAACAGCAAACACACUGGUGUGUUAUCAUCCCUGCCCUGGUCACAAGCCUCAAACACAGCACCACACCAGCUGCUACAACAACAGUUAACUCCCUCACAGCCAGACCCAGCAACCUGCAGGCAGUUUUCAAAUUAAAUUCAAACUCUACAAUAAUGGCCAGUCUUCGCGAGCGAAGAUCCGGGGAAGGUCUUUACACCUUCCAGCCUGCGCAUUGGAUUUUUUAGGUGAGACACAGUGUGCGCGGAACUGAGCCCACCCUUUAAUCCUAAGGUUCAUCUGCCGGGGCCAAGCGAGCUUGGACGGUGGCAGCGAGGUCCUUAGGACGUAGGUGGGUUGCCUUUAAGGGCUAACGAGCCCCACCUGACCGGGAGUGGCCCUGACCGGGAAUCGAACCCCGGUCUCCGCGGUGAUAGCGCCGCGCCUUUACCACUAGACCACCAGGGACUCCAAACUCUACAACUGACAUGUCUUAUAGCUGGCUUGUGUUGGAAGGGGCCUUAAAGAUCAUCUCAUUCCAGCCCCUCUGCCAGGGGCAGGGACACCUUUCACUAGAUCAGGUUGUUGAGAGUCCCAUCCAGCCUGGCCUUGAACACUUCCAGGGUGGGGCAUCCACAACUUCCCUGGGCAACCUGUUCCAGUGCCUCACCACCCUCCCAGUGAAGAUUUCUUCCAUUAAGCACAUCUUGUUUAAAGUAUCCCAGAGCUCUCCU
Messenger RNA from Myiozetetes cayanensis, 7349 nucleotides. RefSeq names its product neutral sphingomyelinase activation associated factor (gene NSMAF). Gene Ontology annotation, molecular function: protein binding. NCBI's taxonomy places the organism in Eukaryota, Metazoa, Chordata, Aves, Passeriformes, Tyrannidae. The transcript has 31 exons. The coding region runs from base 207 to 2963 and encodes 918 amino acids. The record is from RefSeq and is a predicted model, not a curated record.